Seriola dumerili (greater amberjack) is the source of this 5498-nucleotide messenger RNA. RefSeq names its product large neutral amino acids transporter small subunit 3-like (gene slc43a1b). The record is from RefSeq and is a predicted model, not a curated record. Gene Ontology annotation, molecular function: neutral L-amino acid transmembrane transporter activity; L-amino acid transmembrane transporter activity. NCBI's taxonomy places the organism in Eukaryota, Metazoa, Chordata, Actinopteri, Carangiformes, Carangidae. The transcript is spliced from 15 exons. Bases 201 to 1910 code for a protein of 569 amino acids. Gene Ontology annotation, biological process: neutral amino acid transport; transmembrane transport.
GUCAGUGUGAGUGCACAUGUGCCAGUUCAUCCAGCUGCCACACAGAGGGAAGGAAAUCUGACUUUAAACCUGCAGGAGAAGGAAAGAUUCAAGUCUGACACAAGUGAAACUCUCCUGUUGGAAACAGAGGCGACAGGGAAUCAUCACCAUAAACACAGAUCAUCGACCACCAACUGCAGCACAACAACUCAGACACUACCAUGGCUCCCAGCUUGGCCCAGGCGUACAGCAGGAGGUGGUGGAUGGCCAUCACAGCCAUCAUAGAGAACCUGCUCUUCUCUGCUGUUCUGUUGGGCUGGGGCUCACUACUCAUCAUGCUGAAGAAUGAAGGCUUCUAUUCCCAUGUUUGUGUUGACAAUGGGACUGUCAACACCAAUGUGACUUCCUUGGAGAGUGGGGCGUGGCCGAGCUGUGUGGAGCAGGAAGAGAUAUUGAAUCUUGGCUUCACCAUUGGCUCGUUCCUCCUGAGUGCAGCCACUUUACCCCUGGGGAUCUUGAUGGACAGAUAUGGACCACGCCCACUGAGGCUUGUUGGCAGCUCAUGUUUUGCAGCCUCCUGUGCAAUGAUAGCUGCUGCUGCAUACAAGCCUGAAGUGUUGUCAUUCCUCAUCUUCCUCGCUGUCUCCUUCAAUGGCUUUGGAGGAAUCUGCCUGACCUUCACCUCACUCACACUGCCCAACAUGUUUGGGAAUGUUCGAUCAACCAUCCUCUCCUUGAUGAUCGGCUCCUACGCUUCUUCAGCCGUCACCUUCCCUGGUGUCAAGGUGAUUUACGACCUUGGUGUGUCGUUCCGCAUCAUCAUGUGGGUUUGGUCCGGUAUGGCCUGCAUGGUCUUCCUCAACUGCUUCCUAAACUGGCCUGCUGAGUCCUUCCCUGCACCUGAGGACAUCAGAUACAUUAAAAAGGUGAAGCUGAGUGGAGUUGUGACAGAGGACAAGAUGACUGGAGACAGGUACAUCAAUCAUGUGACCACAAUGGAAGACACAAUGGGGGCUAAGAAGUCAAACCCCGAGCAGACAGAUUCCCAAAGCACUGGCCAGAGCUCAGUGCCGCUCUGUCAUUCUGUGUGCUCUCCCAUCUUUCUGUGGAGUCUCAUCACCAUGGCAAUGACCCAGCUGAGGCUGAUCUUUUUCAUGGGUGCCAUGAACAAGAUGCUGGAGUUUCUGGUCACCCACGGCAAGGCCCACCCCUCAGAAGAGAUGAAAAUGGAGGUGGAGGAACAAGUUGGUUUCUACUCAUCUAUCUUUGGUACAAUGCAGCUGCUUUGUCUAUUGACUUGUCCUUUGAUUGGCUACAUCAUGGACUGGAGAAUGAAGGAGUGUGAAGAGGAAAACACAAACACACAAAUAGAGAAAAGCCAAUCAGAUCCCCCAAAGGGAGACAGAAAAGUCCAGAAAGUGACCAAUGCCAUGAGGGCUUUCGUCUUCACCAACCUCCUAUUGGUCACCUUUGGAAUAGUUUCCUUGAUUGACAACCUGCCCCUUCAGGUGGUGUCAUUUGUUCUACAUACUAUAGUGAGAGGAUUUAUCCACUCCUGCUGUGGAGGCCUCUACGCUGCUGUAUAUCCAGCCAACCACUUUGGGACGCUAACAGGCAUGCAGUCAAUGAUCAGUGCUGCUUUCGCCUUGCUCCAACAGCCACUCUUCAUACUAAUGUUGGGACACUUCCGUGGAGAUCCUUACUGGAUCAAUUUGGGCCUUCUCAUCUUCUCCCUGGCUGGCUUCCUGUUGCCGGGCUAUCUGUUCUAUCACCGCAGAAACCUGAUCAGGGCAAAGGCAGCACGUGAUAGGCUGGCUGCCAGCCACGACAAAGAGAAUGCUCCUCUAAACCAAUCAGCUAGUGGAACUGAUAAGAGCCAAGCCAAUGGGCACGCAGCUAAUGGAUACACACCAAACGGGCACAGUGUUUAAGAUUAUAGAUUAUUCAAGUGAAAUGAUCAAUUUAUAUUACAUUUUUUUGUAAUUUCUGUUCAGUAGUUUAUGAAUACAGAAUACAAGUUACAUUUCUAACCCUGAGGUCAGGCCUCUCCUUUAGAAAACAGUCUUUUCACUAGUCUCCGUCAUGUAAAGGUGGCUCAGUGGUUAGCGAGUUUACAUGUUGAUUCCCUGUUUAUGGGAGCUUCUCCACUAACACCAUAAAUAAGAUUUAAAAAAUAUAUGCUUGAUGGACUAGUGCACUGCAUACUGGGAAAAGUUCCAGUCCCCAAACCUUUGACCCGAGCAAACCAACAUAAAAUUUCAAGGACCAUAUCAGUGUUUUACUGCAUGUUUUAUCCUAUUUCCUUUUAACUACAUACAGUAGCUUUAGAGUAUUUUCAGCCAUUUUUCAAAGCAUAACUCAACUUUGUAGAUCAGGGAAUGUGCUUGAAACUUUUGCUGAGUAAUCCAUCAUCGUAAACAGCAAAAUGCCAGCCAAAAGAGCAAGUGUACGCAUACUACAUACUACUGUUAUGACCACAAUUUGAAGUUAUUUUAACAUAGCAACACAAUUCAAGGUUAAUUACUACCAGUUACAGAAACAUCAUUUGUUACCCCAAGUGAGCAAGUAACAAGUGAUUACAAAUGUAAAUAGAAGUAAUGCUUAAGUUGUGAUGUAAAGAUAGCAGGCCUAAAUGUAAUGAGCAACUACACCCACUCUGUGCUUCCAUAUCUGACAUACCAUAUAUAUAUACAGUACAUAUAUAUAUAUAUGUAUAUAUAUAUAUAUAUAUAUGUCAAUGUACAGUAUAUCUGAUAACUUCCCUUGGUAGUUUCUACACUUCAUAAAGCUACUUGCUGAAUAUAGAGCACUAGCAAAGCAACAAGCUACCUAAACAACCUUCAGGGAGCAUUACAAAUAAUCACCCAGUGGGCAUUAUAGUUAGAAAUACUAUUUAUUACCUGGUUGAGAUUUAGAUGAUUGAUAGAAGAUUGAUACCACUCUCAUGUCUCUGUGUUAAUUUGUAUGUAGCCAAUUAGCUUGGCUUAGCUUAGUUUAGCAUAAAAACUGAAAGCAGGGGAAAACUGCAAUCCUGGCUUUGUCCAGAAUUUUUAAAAUCCACCUACCAACACCUUGACACAUUAGAAACACACAUUAGAAAUUUGAAAACUCUUCCGUGCCCAAAGAUGAGCUCUGACUGAUUCAGUCUUUUCAUUUUUGAAUGUGUCAGUGUCAAAUUCAGCACAGGGUCAGUUGAUAUUUACAUGCAAAUGUUCCCAGCCUCUGCUGCAAUAAUUAGUCAAAAUAAAAUAAGAGGUGCCUUGGCUUUAACAUGGAUUUAAAGUAGAAAGUUCAUCAGUCUGAUGUUGGAUGGAUGGAAUUAAUGUUAGCUUGCUAGCUAGUAGUAGCACAACCACACAGAGGUCUUCGUCAGAUGAAAUGAUUGAAAGGCAUUGAACAAGCAGUCUGCCAGUAAAAUCCUUUAGGUACCUGUGUCAGGAUUCAGCUGCCCGCCCAGUUUGGUGACACAAUUGAAGAACCACCGUGUUGAGUGACAAAUUUGUAGAAAUGACAAGAUUGUUCACUUCACCCACCUUCACACAAGCAGUUGGUUAUCUUGGUGUUGUACAACAUCUUUGCAUCACCUAACAAAAGUUAUUUUAGGCGGCUAUUUCAUGACUUUCAUGACUUGAUUUUUAUUAUUGCAUGAAAAGAGACGUGUGUGCCGUGAAAUCUGUGUCAAUUGCGUCAACCUUGCGCUCAAAACGUGAGGUAAAAGCAUCAACCGUCAUUUCCAGUAAGUAUCCAAAGUGAGUGUCUGUCAGUUGUUUCUUCUUUUGCUGGUUUGACAUAACAUCACAAUCUGUGGAUAUUUUAUUAAUCAAAGCUCUGUCAUGGUGCAUUUGGGCCAAAAAUUGUUUCCCUCUCAUGUCAGUGUGAAACAGAGACACAUUCACUUUUCCCAGUGUAAGAAUGAAAGGUCAGUCCCACCCAUCUCUCAGGUUCAAUAUUACAGGCCAAAGUUCAACCAGAUUGAUUGCUGCAGGCUGGACAAUUUUAAACCAGAAGCCAACAAGUCUCCACCCCAUUUCACAUUGACAUGAAAGGGAAGUGGACUGUUGUCUGACUGCACCAUUAGGAGGACCAAAACGAGGAGGAGGAGAAGCUGAUUCCACAGCAAGUGACCUCAGUAAUAAAUGACAGAGAAUCAGAAUGUAGUAAGACUUUCGGGUGCAGGUGCUUUUCCAAUAAAAAAAAAAUCAUAUUGAUUUGGAUCAUUUAAAAGUCAUUUUGUAGUCCUUGUUUUAGUCAAGUAAAAGUCAACAAAAAAAGAUUUGAUAUUAUUGUACCUAACAACUAAAGCUGCUUUUUUUUACUCUUGUAAUUCAAGAAGCACUGGAAUGCAGCAGCAAGAGAUGAUGAAUAAAGAUGUAUUGUUGUGAUGCCUGCAUGCUGAGAGCACAACAUGGCUUCUAGUGAGUUCUGUAAACAAGGAGCUUGUACCGUCUUAAUAGCUUAAUGAUAAGAUUUGUACAGUGAUUAUGAUUACAUAAUGAUAUUUUAAAAUAGCUGAAAUGUGUGUUUGUGUGUGUGACAUUACAUCUAUGCUUUUCAAGAAGUGCCUCGGUUCGACGUCUUGAUGUUUAAAGGCCAAUUCAUAUUUUCUGUGUCUGUAUUCCUGAGAGGGUCCGCUUUGAUGCGCAUGACCUAACUGUCGUCAUCUGCCCAUGUCCGCCAGAGUCCACGUGGACCCAUAUGCCGACUUCUGAGUGCAGCCCAAAAUUCGUUGUUGAAUUGUGCUUGCUCCUGAUAAUAAAACAGAUUUUUGUUUUGAGGAGAGUUUGUGCAAAGAGAUCCGGCGUUAUUAACAUUUGUGGAUCUUCUUGAAGAGCCAACAGGUGUUGAACUCCUGGCUAGAAAUAGCACAGAGGCUUGGGGGGAUGUGUUUUUUUUACCUAAUAAGCAUGCUUCUACUCCUACUUCUUGAUUUUGGUAGCAGUUGACUAAACACGUUGUGGUGCCUUACUGCCUCCAACUGGAAUGGAGUGUGGAUCGGGAGAUGCACAUGCACAGAGUACCAGACUGUGGCAGACCAACAUGACCUUCAAUUGUAGUAGGAAAUGUGUUUGGAGUCCAAGCGAAACAGAAUAUACAGCAGACACAACUUACUAUAAUACAAAUUCAGUAAAAAUACUGGCCACACAAAUUAUUGUGACUAAGUCUUUAGUUAAUUGGACAUUAUAGGCGUCAGAACGGUAGUAUUUAUUGUAUGUCUAUGGUAUUGGAUUGCAUCACAUUGUACAGGUGUUGUUGAUUUUAUUGUGUUUUAUUGUGAUAGAUAAUUCAGACCUUCUGGCCACAGCGGAACCAAUGUUGAGGAGGGAGCUAAAGUUUUGUCAUGAAAUAAAUUUUAAAACCAAAUGUAAGAGAUAACAAAUAUUUAUCAUCUCUGUAAACUGAAGGGGCUGAUGGCUGAAAAUAAUUUUCCACUGUAAAUAAGUAUUAUUGUGUUAUUUGUUUUCUGACUUGAUUUGCAAUUUUGCUUUGAUUUGUUGUGGAAAAAUGUAAACAAUUAAAAA